Molecule: messenger RNA, 2495 nt
Organism: Drosophila bipectinata
Lineage: Eukaryota; Metazoa; Arthropoda; Insecta; Diptera; Drosophilidae
Biological process (GO): regulation of DNA-templated transcription
Cellular component (GO): nucleus
Molecular function (GO): RNA polymerase II cis-regulatory region sequence-specific DNA binding; DNA-binding transcription factor activity, RNA polymerase II-specific; zinc ion binding
Source: RefSeq, a predicted model, not a curated record
UAAAAGUGUAGUUUCCAUCCCUGGGAAAUCCGCGACUUAUCCAACACUGUCAGCCAAAACAUCAACAGAAAAACAGCUGAUUUUCACAACAAAAUUUUAAGGAAUUUGCAAAGCCGACUGUUUUUAUAAACAAACAUUUUAUUAAUAAAAUUAAUCAUUAAGGACUCUCCACUAUGCCCGCCCACUGUGCGGUGGUCAAUUGCAGCGACAAAUAUGUGCAUUCCGGCAGCAUAUCUUUCCACAGAUUCCCCUUUAAGCGGAAGGAUCUCCUGCAAAAGUGGAAGGACUUUACCCAACGGAGUGGCCAGUGGAUGCCCUCAAAGUGGAGUGCCGUCUGCAGUCGUCAUUUUGUAGACGCUGACUUCAACUGCUGCAACAACCGGAAAACCCUUAAAAAGAACGCAGUGCCCACGGUGCGGGUUCCCGAAGAGGAUGGCCUGAAUGUUAUGGUAGAACAGGUGCCAACAGGCAAUAGAACGCUGGCCAAGCCAACCCUGUCAAGUGCGGCAGAGCCACCACCUUCUUCAAGCUCCAAAUGCACUUGCCGUUUCUGCGGCUCCUCCGCCACGAAUUGUUCUUCUUUUGAGAAAAGCUUCGAGCUGUUUGGCAUGAUCCAAAAGUGCUUUCCCACUCUACAGAUUCAGCAGGAUGACACCCUGCCGAAGGAUAUUUGUGUGGACUGCUACCGCCAACUGGAACGUUUCUCGAAGUUCAUCGACGUGGUGAUGCAAACCCAGAGCGAGCUUCAGCGGAAAUAUCGCCGUCAAUUGAAGAUCAAACAGGAGCCUUUAGUGCGGGUGAAGCAGGAGGCCAGCGACAAUCUGGACAACCUUUUUCCGGAUGAACUGGACAUGGGCCUGGAGCAGGACGAGGGCUGUGACCAUGAGGAAACCGAGCAGAAGUUCCAGUUUUGUGACUUCCCAGUUCUGAACACCCAGGACAUUAUCAACAACUGUGAUAUCAUGGAGAUUAUUAACCUGGACGACCCGUUCAUCAAUAUACCCGACGAUGCAGAUGUGGGGCUCUCGGAGAGAUCUCAACCUCUGCGAUCGGCGAAUGAAAUGCUGCAGUCUGAGAUGCUAACAGAGGAGCACAAUUAUGCCAAGGAGGAUUGGCCCUUUCCUCCGGACCAGUACAAAAAAGAGAAGCUGGAGGGCGCAGAUGCGGCACCGGAGCCUGCUCCACCACCACCGGCUCCUCCUCCUUCAGCUCCGCCAGUGGUUCCCCUGUCCUUGCCCGAUGAUCUUCCGCCCUCGGAUACUCGUUCUUGCAAGCCCAUAGUUACAAACGUCAGCCAGAUACCGAAUCCCCUGAUCUGUGAGCUGCUACCGCCCCCUGCCGCUCCUCCGAGCACCAAGCCCAACAUUGUGGUCUUGAACGACAGUGUGGUCAAGUCCUCCGCCGCUUUUCGGCUCCACAAUUGUACCCUUUGCACCGCCAAGUUCAUCACCUUGGAUAGCCUGAAUCAGCAUUACAAUAGCAAUCAUGGAAAUCCCAUGCCCAUGGUCAGUGUGCCGCCCUUGAACAUCGGACUUCCCAACUUGGCAGCAACUCCUCCCAUGAAACUGGAGGGCAACAGGGCCCUUGUGUUGGCAGAGCAUCUGGAAUACUGGCAGCCAGAGUGGCAGAAUAGUCAUGUGGCCAUCCAGCCAAAGAAGAAGAUCGACAUCCUGGACAUGCAAAGUAGUUUCCUGCAUCACAAGGACCUCAUACCGGCAGCCACGCAGUUGCAAGCACCUGCUCCCGAUCCUGAACUGAUUGCUGUGACGGCCAACUACGCUAAACUGGCUGCCAGGUACCAGAAGCUAAUGGCCAAGUGCAAGAAGCUGAAGGCGCCCAGAAAACGUAAACGCAAGUCCCACGGCUGCAGGAUGUGCAGGCGAAGAUUCCCCAGCUUGGGCAAACUAUUCCACCAUCGUCGCCUGAAAGGCCACUAUGUGAAGAGGAAACCCAGGUUCUUCGGGCGCUGCUGCGGUUGUUUGAAGAUAUUCCUCUCUCGGCUGGCACUGCGCCAGCAUAUGCGCUACAUCUGCCAGUCCCUGUCCUUGAGGAACAACCGCCGCCUGCAGAGCUUCAAGUGUCGCCACUGCCAGGCGAUUGCGUUUGCCCAUUGGCGCCUCUAUCGCCGCCACGAGCUCAAGUGCCGGCCGCGGAAAUCCAAGCCGAAGGUGCCGAUGCCGCCCAGCCGGAAAAAGAAAGUUGCGUCCGUCCAAAAUUUCACUUGUGAUCUGUGCAAGAAAUCGUUUGGGUCGGUGAACGGUCUGCGCCAGCAUGUCAUCACACAUUCAACGGAGCGGCAGCACAAGUGCGGCAUCUGCAACAGGGUCUUCAAGCGGCGCAACGGUCUGUCGCAGCACAUUAAGGGCUACCACCUGCAGCUCAAGCCGCACGAGUGUCCUGUGUGUCAGCAUCGUUACGCCCUGAAAUGUGAUAUGCUGCGAUGCAAGCAUUCGCUGCGACGAGGACCAGUAGCUGGAGAAUGAGGCACCAAUCCG